AUGCUUGUCGUCCAACAUUCUCAAAUGCCUAGCUCGCUCACCGCGGCGAUACCUUCUACCUCGAACAGCCUACCUGAAGCCACUCCACUCUCAGACUCGCACUUGAGCCAGACUCCGACUACCGUACCGUCAACAGAUAGUUAUUACUUCCAUCCUCGUUACCAAUCACACACUCCUGGUGCCGACUUCGUGCUAGCUUCGUCUGAUCAACCACAGUGUUGGUUUGCUAUCGACAGUCAAAGACUCUUUGGUACCGCUUGGAGUGAUUUUGAAAAAGCUCAUCGACGAGGUCGAGAAAGUCAUCAAGCAUUACCCGUCAUCCAUCUCAACGAGUCCCGGGCGGUACUCGAGAAUAUCCUAUUGACCAUGGACCCAGAGGCUAUGCCUGAUUUUGGUCAGACUGACUUCGAAACGAUUGUCUCCACUUUGGAGAUCGCUGCCAAUAAGUUCAACCUUUCAGGUGUUGAGAAAUUAUGCCUUUUUGCACUCAGUCUGCACGUUGAAUCUUACCCCAUUGAGAUAUUCACCCUCGCUCUCCAUUACUCGGCAGAUUGGUUGGCCAAACGUGCAUCCCCGCAUACACUCAAAUUCGACCUACAGGAUGCAAAGUGUCAGGAUGUACUUUCACAAGAGAGCUUAGCAAGUUUGCUUGAACUACAUACACAUCGAAUCGUCGAAGCCAAAAAGAUCAUUUGCUCUUUGACUCCGUUCGUCAAACAGACUUGCCAAGAUUGUCAUACAGAUGAGCUAGAAAAACUUUGGAUUCGAAAAUCCGAAGAAAUGAUUCAAAAGAUCAAUCGACCUGAUCAAAAUUUAACUCAACUCUUUAAUCGUAUUAUUCUUCGUCCUGCAUUCUAUGAGGUUACUUGUCCAUCUUGUUUGGAUCGAUUGUUGGAGAUUGGAGGAGAGAUAGAGCAUCGUUGGAAAGCGGUGCGAUCCUAUAACCUUUCAGUAGAAUAA
Molecule: messenger RNA, 960 nt
Organism: Melampsora larici-populina 98AG31
Lineage: Eukaryota; Fungi; Basidiomycota; Pucciniomycetes; Pucciniales; Melampsoraceae
Exons: 4
Coding region: 1-960 (319 amino acids)
Source: RefSeq, a predicted model, not a curated record